This is a messenger RNA of Brassica napus (rape), 1085 nucleotides long. Its product is annotated as 50S ribosomal protein L7/L12-like. Gene Ontology annotation, biological process: translation. Bases 282 to 740 code for a protein of 152 amino acids. The record is from RefSeq and is a predicted model, not a curated record. NCBI's taxonomy places the organism in Eukaryota, Viridiplantae, Streptophyta, Magnoliopsida, Brassicales, Brassicaceae. Gene Ontology annotation, cellular component: ribosome. Gene Ontology annotation, molecular function: structural constituent of ribosome. The transcript has a single exon.
GGAACAAUUUCAUUGACGGUAUUUUUUGAGUUAUUGACAUCUUCCUAGUUAAGGGACUUUAGGCCUUUAGGGCCUUAUACAUACGGUCUCUUUUCUUAUUAAUAGAUGAUGUCUUUUCCAUGGGCCUUAACUAUUAACUGGGCAAUGAAAUCGAACGGAACGCAAAAAUGCAACCUGAGCUCUGAUCUCCAGAUUCUGAUCAAGAUCCACCGUCUUCCUCCACCGCAACGCUUUUGACCGCCACUACUCGCCACCUAUCCACUGUCGGAUCUCCUAAAACCAUGACAAAGAAGAUCGACCAAAACACCGACGGCUUGCUCAAACUAAACAUGAUUAGCUUUACGAUUCCAAUUCUCUUCAGCCAUAAACUCGGUAUCAACCGUUACGGCUCCACUGUGUCUGUAGCUGCUGAUAAUCUUGCUGCUCACACAUCUGGCUCAGCUGAGAAUAGAACCGUAGAGAAGACAGCUUUUGAUGUGAAGCUGGAGAAGUUUGAAGCGGCGUCGAAGAUUAAGGUGAAUAAGGAGAUAAAAGCAUUUACGGAGCUGGGACUGAAAGGAUCCGGAGGCGAUGAGAAUCCAAGACGCACGACGAUCUCGGCAAUGUUUGAACAGCAGCCAGCUUUAAAAUCCGCUAGGAAAAUUCUUGAAUCCGCCAUCGGGUUGAUGCUUAACAGAGAGUGUUCUUUCCGAGAACAGAGAGGUGUAGUUGCUCAUCGCAUUCACCGAACACAUUUAUAGGCGAAGGUGCAAUCGGUUACCGUAGAUGAUGAUGAGGCUGAUUAAUUGCGAGAGAGUGGGAGGAGAUCGAAAUCACUUGAAUGAUUGGAGUAAUGCAGAGGAAAACAGAAACUGCAAACGUUACAAAGAAGCUGCUGGGAUUUGGUGAAUCUCGAACGGCACGGCAACUUUGUUAGCCUCCUCCCCCUAUUGAAAGAAAUCCAAAAUAAAUUCUGGUCAAAGUAUGAGGAAAAAAUUAGUGGGCCACUGAAUUUGACAUUUAAAAACCAAAUAGAUUGCAACGCGACGGAACAUUUUUUGUGAUUGAAGAGAGUGUGCCACGUGGCACAAUAUGAGAAUAGGAGA